This is a messenger RNA of Ilex paraguariensis (yerba mate), 375 nucleotides long. NCBI's taxonomy places the organism in Eukaryota, Viridiplantae, Streptophyta, Magnoliopsida, Aquifoliales, Aquifoliaceae. The record is from the annotation of a GenBank genome assembly.
AUGGAGGCAGAAGUGGUGGAAGGGGAGUUGGUGUUGCCAACCAAAAUGAGCUUUAAGAAGAUUCAGAUGUACGAAAAGUAUCCAAAGGGGCAAGCCAGAGGCAGGCACUGGAAACAUCUCAAGCAGAUCAUUCAAGCCGAAAAUUACCACAACUACCCUCCUCACGAACCUAACUAUGUUAAUAUCGAGUCAACACUCUCUAUGCAUCCAUGCAAAAGAAUUUGUGACAUAACAGGAUAUGAGGCACCUUACUUCGAUCCAAGGACCAAUCUGCGGUACGCUAAUGCUGAUGUCUUUAAACUCAUAAGAUCACUUCCUAAUGAAUAUGUUCAGAGCUAUCUGGCUCUGAGAAAUGCGGCAGUUGUUCUGAAGUAG